AUGGCGGAACAAGUCGGCGAGAGAAGGACGGAACGGCCACCGCAGAAGCCCGUGGCCCAAAAGCCGGUCAUAUCCGUGAAAGUCACCGGCGUAGUUAAGUGGUUCAACGUCAAAAGCGGUUAUGGUUUUAUCAACCGUAAUGAUACAAAAGAAGAUAUAUUUGUCCACCAGUCUGCUAUAAUCAAGAACAAUCCGAAGAAAAUUGUACGCAGUGUUGGUGAUGGUGAAACCGUAGAAUUUGACGUUGUUGAAGGUGAAAAAGGUCAUGAAGCAGCUAAUGUUACUGGUCCAGAUGGAGAAGCUGUUAAAGGAUCUCCUUAUGCAGCUGAAAGAAGAAGAAAUAACUAUCGCCAGUGGUUUUAUGGACGCCGUCCUAAUACCCGUGGGAGAAAUGGUGGUCAACCUCCAAGAGAUGGUAGUCCCAGUGGUGGCGAAAAGGAAGAAGCUGAAAAUGAAGUAGGAGAACAACCAAGACGUUACCAGCGUCAACCGCGUCAACAGAAUUGGUAUAACAGCUAUAGGGGAAAUAGAAGAGGUCCACCACCAAAUAGGGGAGAAGGUGGUGAUUACAAUGGUGGAGAUAACUAUGGAUAUGAUAGUUCACCUCCUGGUAGAGGCAGAGGUCGUGGGAUGGGUGCUCCCAGACGUUUCUUUAGACGAGGCAGUGGAUUUAGAGGAAGCCGUGGAACAGGAGGUCCACCUCGAAGACCGUAUCAAGAUGAAAAUCAGGACAAUGAAUAUAAUCAAAGUGAUGAAAAUGGAGCGAAUAGACCCCGUCCUCGCUACCGCCGCCGCAAUAAUCGUUCUAGAGCAAGAAGUGAUGGUCCUCCAAGAGCCAACAGCCAAAGUGACAACGAAUCCAAACAAAAAAAUUUUGGAGGCGAAACAUUGGAACUGGAUGAAAGUAGCCAUGCUUAA
This is a messenger RNA of Macrosiphum euphorbiae (potato aphid), 918 nucleotides long. The record is from the annotation of a GenBank genome assembly. NCBI's taxonomy places the organism in Eukaryota, Metazoa, Arthropoda, Insecta, Hemiptera, Aphididae.